Ziziphus jujuba (common jujube) is the source of this 4660-nucleotide messenger RNA. RefSeq lists its product as uncharacterized. The coding region runs from base 986 to 4240 and encodes 1084 amino acids. The record is from RefSeq and is a predicted model, not a curated record. The transcript is spliced from 10 exons. NCBI's taxonomy places the organism in Eukaryota, Viridiplantae, Streptophyta, Magnoliopsida, Rosales, Rhamnaceae.
UCAUUUCGGAAACAGCCGGAGAGAUCCUUUAGCCAUUUUCUCUCUCCUCUCUCUCUGUUUGUCACUGAAACGCGCUCUCUCUCUCUCUCUCUCUGUCUCUGUGUAAUCAAUAGGACGGAUAAUUAGCCAGAGAUCGAAGUCCUCAAAAUUUUUUUUCUGUGAUUUUGUCUCUCGGUUUUUCGUCAUUUUGGAUCCAGAUAGUUCGUCUGUAAGAAAAUCCUAGUUUUUUUUUUUUUUUUGGAGCUCUUUGAGGAAAAACCAGAAGAGGAAAACAAGAAAACCCUAGAGAUUUUUUUUUUCUUUUCUUCAUUCCCACUGGAUGCUUAUUCAGGAGCUAAAUUUUUACCGGAAUUCGACGAUAACUUCAUGAUGUAUGCGAAACAUUCGAGCUUUUUUGAGGGGUUGAUUCUGUGUAUAUAUGGUAUUUGGAGUUCAGAUUGGGAAAAAAAUUUCUAACUAGGGGAAAAAAAUUAGGUGGUUCUCGGAAGCUCGGGUGGAUUUGGGUGUAAUUUGUAGGUUGAACUGCAUCUGGAAAUGGAAUUUCAUUAUAUUAGGGUUUAGAGGUUAGUGGGUCUGACUUUUUUUAUUUUUAUUUUUUUUUUGGAUUUUUGGUGGGAUGGUGAAAUUUGUUUUGGGCUUGUGGGUACUUGGUAAUGGAAGAGCUUGUGGGUUACUGAUUUGCUUGCACUGAAUUCUCUGGGUUCAUUUACCAAAUUGCUUUUACUGGUUUAGGAACAGAAUAGUAGGGAUUCAGGCUUUUGCAAGAGGCAGGAAGAGUUUGCUUCGAUUAAGAUGCUAGUUUUUAGCUCGAGCUAUUGUUUUGAUGAAUGGUAGUUUUUUUGCCAUCGAGGGCAAGCUCGUCUUUUAUUGAAUCGUUGACGAUUAGCUUUUAAUCAAACUCUGUUUGGAAAUUUUUGCUGCCCAAGAAAAAAAUUUAAAAAAAAAAACUGUAGUUUGAUUUUUGGUUGUACUCAGAAUUCGCAGAAUGAGCUUAGAGAGUUCAACCCAGUACUCUUCGGAUCAGCCUUCUGAAAUGAACAAGGAAGCACGAAAGAAAGUAACGAAAUCGUACACCAGAGAUUUUCUAUUAUCCUUAAGCAAUUUAGAUGUAUGCAAAAAGUUACCAAGUGGGCUUGAUCGCUCAAUUUUAAGUGAACUUGAGGAUGCUUCCCAAGAGCGACCGAGAAUUUCUAGCGGUUUAUCAUUAAAUAGUUUCAGACGUAGCGAAUAUGGGUCAUCCCCACCUACUAGAGGUGAUUUACUUAGUUUUUCUCGCGGAGUCCAUGGAAGAUGGGAAAGUCGUUCUUCUGGACGGAGCGAUAAAGACAGUGACUCACAGUCUGAAUGGGAUUCAGAUUCUGGAAGGCGCAAUAGCAAUCAAUCUCGACGUUCUUGGCAGGUUCCUGAGCAUGAUGGACUUCUUGGUAGUGGUUCCUUUCCUAGACCAUCUGGGUUUGCUGCAGGAGUUUCAGCACCAAAGAUUCGACCUAAUGAGCAUUACCAGCUUAAUAGAAGCAAUGGACCAUAUCAUCCUCCUCGCCCAUAUAAGGCAGUACCUCACUCACGAAGGGAGACUAAUGACUCCUAUAAUGAUGAAACAUUUGGUUCUUCUGAGUGUACAAGUGAAGAUAGAGCAGAAGAGGAAAGAAAGAGAAGAGCUUCUUUUGAAUUGAUGAGGAAGGAACAGCAUAAAUCAUUUCAAGAAAAGAAGAAGUUAGGUCUAGACAAAAGUGGCAGUGAUUUUGACAUUACUACAUUGAUGGAUGGUUCCAAAGAUGAGGAGAAACUUUUGAACAGAAGCAACAAAUCUAAUGAUUCUGUUAUACCAUCUGCUUCAGAUAAUGAUUCCAAAAGUUCCUCAGUCCCCCCACAAACUCUUGCUUCUAGACCACUUGUACCCCCUGGUUUUACCAGCACAGUUUUGGAUAGAAAUGUUGGAGCAAAAUCUGUAAAUCAUCCUGAUGCAACAGAGGUUAGGAAUCUUGAAAUUGAGGAUAACUUCUUGCAUGCCCAAAGCAACCUUGUUUCAAGUGGGAAUUCUAAUAACCAAGUGGAGAAACAAUUAGCUCAACAACUGAGUUUGAGCAAGCAGCAACAUGAAGAUACAAGUAGCUAUGCUUCAACUAUUAACAAGAAUGAGAGGGUUCUAGAUACAACAAUGGACAUCGAUGGCAAGUUGUACAAGAAAAGUAAUCUGUCACAGGCCUUUGAAGCCUCAAACAAUAGUGAAACUAUGGAGCUCAAUGUUGAGAAGGUGAUGGGGGAUUCAUUAUUGGGUGAGUCUAAUCCAGAUCAUUCUACUUCGAUCUUGGACAAGCUUUUUGGCAGUGCUUUAACAUUGAAAAAUGGUGGCUCUUCUAAUCUCCUUGAGGAUCAAGAUGCUAAAGCAGAUGAGACACAUAGUCCUCAGACUGUUCAUUCUUCCAAGUUUGCUUAUUUGUUUCUUGAAGAAGAAAAGAAACACAGCAAUGAUCAUUCAUCUGGCAGGUCUAAUGACUUGCUUUCAUUGAUUGGUGGUGGUGAAAAAGGUGGAUCCCUAGUUUCUGGAAGUAAAAAUGAGAAAAUUUCACCUAAUCUUCCCUUUCAAACCUCUGAACCUGUUGACCAAGUAAUGACGUCUAAUAUGAUGUCUACUACCAUAGAUACAUCUGAGCAGUUGAACAAAACCAAUAAAGGCGAGACGGUUUCUGCAGUGCUUACAUGCGAAGACCUUGAACAGUCAAUUCUUUUGGGAAUUGAUGCAAAUGGUUCAAGCUCGCAGCCACCUGUUCAAAGCUGGUCUGAUCCUGAUGGAAAGACUGAGCAGCGAACAGCUAAUAUUGAUAAUCAUGCUUCCCAGCACCUCCUUUCCUUAUUGCAGAAGGGAACAAGCUUGAAUGAUAAGGAAUCAUCAACCAAUCUAGGCACAUCUGCGGACAGUCUACAUGCUACUGAAGGAGUUAAUACUAGUGCUGCAUUUCAAAAUUUAAGAGAGGCUAAUAGUGAAAAUGUUUCUAAUUCAUCAAAUACUCUGACACUUGAAACACUUUUUGGCACUGCAUUUAUGCAGGAAUUGCAAUCUGUUGGUGCUCCAGUUUCUGUCCAAAGGGCUCCGGCCGGGGCUGCAAGAGUUGAUGUAUCUGAGCCUCAUGGACUGCCUUUCCCUGUGAAAGAUGAAAGUCUUGUUCCUUCUACCAAUGAAAUUGGAUUUAGCACCGCUAUUCAUGGUGGCAAUGUUUUAAUUGCAAAUAAAAGGAAGCAAACCAAAGGAGACAGGACCGAUGAGCAAUGGUUAGCUUUUGAUGAUCCACAAGCUAGACUAAAUAAUACAUCACAGAUUCAAAUCAACUUAGGAUCUAAAGUUGGAGGUUUUGAUGUGCCUGCUGAUAUUCCACUUCCUGAGGAGGAUAGUUUGAUUACAGCCACUAAUCCUCCGAACCAUCAAAAUUUUAUGCCCUCUGGGAGUUUUGUUAAAACAGAGCUGCCAUCCUCCUCAAACCCACAAGUUGACAUUGCUGAAAAGUUAGCAGCUUUCAAUUCUGCUUUUAAAGAUGAAAGAUCUGCAAGGGGAGGUCAAGAACCACCUUUCUUUCGUGGUCCUUAUGAUAAGAGAGAGUCAGAUAUUCCUUAUCAGAAUCUUAAUGUCCAACCGUCUUCUGCACAGCUCCAUCAUCCUCGAUUGAAUAAUAUGGGGCCUUUGUUCCAUCCAAUGGAUUCUCAUCCUGUUAAUAUGAAUUCCCAGAUGAAGUUUUUGGCUUCAGAAGCUAACAUCCAUCAUGAUCCUCCAAAUCAUCAAAUUCCUGCUGAUAUGCUACGUCCUCCUUUCCAUCAUCCCAGCACAGGGCUACCUGGGUUUGAUCAACCCAUUCAUCAUCCUAUGUUGCAGCAAAUACACAUGCAAGGUAAUUUUCCACCACCUCACAUGCUGCAAGGAUUGUCCAGGGGUCCACCACUGCCUUCACAUCCGAGCCGUGGUGCACAUCUGCCUGCUCAUCCCAACAGUCAGGUUACUGGUUUUGUACAAGAUCUGAACCCAAUGCCAAAUGUUCCUUUUGGUCACCGACAGCCAAACUUUGGUAGUCUUGGAAUGCCUCCACCAGCUCACGAUGUUGGUGGUGGAAGCAGUCAUCCAGAGGCAUUCCAAAGGCUUCUUGAGAUGGAACUCAGGGCAAACCCAAAACAGAUUCACCCUUUUGCUCCUGGUGGCCAUAGUCAGGGGAUGUUUGGACAUGAGCUCGAUAUGGGUUUUGGGUAUAGAUAAAGGGGAUUAUGAUUUAGUGUAUAUGGCAGUGUAUUAAUGGUCUCUCUUCAAAUCUGUAACUCCUUGCUUGGGAAAUGCUCUUUUCCUUUUUUUUUUUUUUUUUUUCGGUUGUUUUUGGUUGGUUGAGGAAUGGGUUUAAUGCCGUUUAUUUCAAAUGGGGUCGGAUGGGGCUUGUGUAAUUAACGGAUUUUUCUUGCUAUUGGCGCUUUUCUUGGAUCUAUUAUUAACUUUUUCUUUUUCUUAUUCCCCAAAAAAAAAAAAAAAAAAGCAGCAGCUUGGUUGACUAGCUGUAGGUGUAGAGAAAGUUUGUUUGAAAAUCUAUUAAGGUGGUUGAAAAAUUGCAUUCUGUAUCCUUUGGAGUUGGUGGUGUAUCAAGGCAUGAAAGUUAAUAUAUGAAAUAAAAUUCAGAAAUUAAGUUCA